CCUCAUCGUAGCAGAAUCGGAGCUACUGCAGCCACCAGCGCUGAUCCUUGUCUGAAGAAUGGCAAAACUUGCUUGCAAGACACUACCUGGUUGCUCUCCGGCUCUCUCGCUUAAUGCCGCUGGUCAUAAUGGACCACCUAAACACUCAAGACGCACGGAGAAUAAGCAGUACCUUGGACUCUUGGUCAUCGGAUUCUGUUCGCACGACUGCAGUCGAGCUUUCUGCUCUUUAUCUGAAAUCGCUCAUCCCCUUGAUGUACCAUUGAAUUGAAGCGUCUGAGAUGGAUUGCAUAGCUACCCCAGAACUCGUCGAUCCAGAAUCCAGCAGCUACGGCGCCAUCAGGGGUCUCUCCAGUAACCAUGCAGAAGUCAAUGGCUUCGAGCCCUUUCAGAUCGAUGGCCUCGCAUCAGACCAAGGCAGUUCAGAUACCGGCCUCCGGGAUGAUAUUAUCCUCCUAUCCUGGCUCAUAGUCCUGCUGCGUAGGCAAGACGGCGGUUCAGCAGAUUUUGAUUGGGCAUACCAUCAACAAUCUAAUGAUUUCGUGCAUGAACCGGAUCAAAGACGCCUGGUUGUGGAUGAAGUAGUUCCGAGUUUACAGCAGACGGUGCGACAGUCUGCAGACGCAAUAAGUCGGCAUCUUUCCACGCUUCGAACGAGCCGUGAUAGAUUGCGUGAGCAGCCUUCAAAACUGGUCCUGAGUACCAGUUAUUUAGAGCAACGGUGCAUUGAAGUCCAAGAUGAGCCUACUCUCCACGUCCAAGCUUCCCUUGAGGAUGGCAAAUUGGGAAUUCAUCCUGUAUGGUUUACUAAAAACAUGCUACCAUACACUAUCAGGCACUAUGUUCAGUCACUUGCUGAGACGGUAACGUUCUGUCUCAAAAAUCAGGAUCUUGCAAUUCAAGACUGUCUGGGUCCUACAGAAUGUGACCUAAGUGACAUAUGGCAUUGGAAUCAUGAGAUUCCCCCCACAUAUGACUUUUGUAUGCACGAAAUGGUGGCGGAUAGAGCUCGGGAACAUCCAGACAAGAUUGGCGUUUCCUCGUGGGAUGGUGAUCUGACAUACGCACAAAUUGACCACUUCUCAUCUUUUGUCGCAGGUUCACUUCAAAAUGUCGGUGUUAAGCUCCACGAAUUUGUGCCCAUCUGCUUCGAGAAAUCGAGGUGGACCAUAGUCGCAGUGCUUGCCGCAAUGAAAGCCGGUGCGACUUUCGUGCUUAUGGACCCUUCGUUACCUGUUGCUCGACUGCAAAACAUUGCGACACAGGUCCAUGCAAAAACAAUCAUCACGUCUCGGCGCCAGCGAGAACUAUCGGCGACUAUCAUAAGAGAUGGGAACAUCGUCACUGUCGAACCAGAAACUUUCAAGGACCUCGCAAAUAAACCAAUUCAACCUAACCUGCCAACUGUUCCGGCAACGGCACUCAUGUACCUGAUUUUCACGUCUGGAAGCACAGGAGUACCAAAAGGUGUCCAAAUUUCGCACCGAACGUACACAAGCAGUGCGAUUCCACGAGCACGUGCUGUGGGGUACAAUGCAAACUCCAGAGUGCUGGACUUUGCAUCUUACGCCUUUGACGUAAGCAUCGAUAGCAUGUUGCUCACACUAGGAAACGGUGGUUGUCUGUGCAUCCCGUCUGACGAGGAUCGGAUGAACGAUAUUAAUUCCGUUAUUCGACGAAUGCGCAUCAAUUACGCAGGUAUCACUCCUUCGGUGGCUCGCAUCUUAGACCCGGAUGUGAUCUCCUCACUGGAGAUUCUUGGACUUGGUGGUGAGGCCGCAUCGGCCAGAGACGUCAACCACUGGGGCAAAGAUACCAGGAUCGUUAUCGGUUAUGGGCCAUGUGAAUGUACGAUUGGAUGCACUAUCAACAGCGACACUGCCACAGGAAGGGACUACAUCUCAAUUGGACAUGGAAACGGGGCCAACAUCUGGAUUGUCGAUCCGAAUGACCACGAAAAGCUCGUGCCUGUAGGUGCCGUGGGAGAGUUGCUCAUUGAAGGGCCAAUUGUGGGCCAAGGAUAUCUGAACGACCCCGAAAAGACAGCCGCUGCCUUCAUCAACGACCCUUCCUGGCUUUUAUCAGGUUAUGGUAGCUACAAGGGCCGACAGGGUCGCUUGUACAAAUCUGGCGACCUAGGCAAAUAUGAUCCAGACGGCUCGGGAGGCAUCGUCUUUGUAGGCAGAAAGGACACUCAAGUCAAGCUUCGAGGACAGCGAGUUGAGCUUGGAGAAAUUGAAAGCCAGCUUAAGGAACGAUUACCCCCGGAAACACAUGUGGUUGCUGAAGUGAUUGUUCCUCGAGGUCUUAGGACACAGCCAUCACUUGUCGCUUUUGUUGCGGCGAAGAUGACACGAAACCAUGUCACGAUUGAACUAGUACCUUCUGAGCUCCCGGAAGAUCUACAAACUGUUCUUGCUUCUAUGAAUACGGAGCUUGGUAAGGUUUUACCGCGAUAUAUGGUACCUUCUGCGUAUAUUCCCGUAAAUCACAUCCCACUGUUGAUAUCUGGAAAAGUAGACCGUAAGCGGCUGAAGGCUUAUGGUACUUCUGUUGAUCUGCGGGACUUGGACACUGGAGCAAGGAAAGCUGAAAGUCGAAUUCUAACUGAACGCGAAAAAAAGCUUAGUCAAGCUUGGAGCCAGAUCUUGAAGCUCGAUGCGAGCGUGAUAGGCCCGGAGGACAAUUUUUUCGCUCUCGGCGGCGACUCUUUGGCCGCAAUGAAACUGGUCACAGCCUGCAGGUCUUAUGAUCUUGAGUUGUCCGUUUCAAUAAUGUUCAAUAAUCCAACGUUGUCAGCCAUGGCAAAUUCCCUACAUGUUGCUCACGACCAGGUCCAAGAAGAAGUGCCACCAUUCUCAUUGAUAUCUCAGGCUGUUGAAGAUGUGCGCAUUGAAGCAGCCAAUGUGUGUCAAACAAGCGCGGAAUACGUGGAAGAUGUAUACCCAUGCAAUCCGGAGCAGGAGUCGCUGUUUACCUUAUCCCUGAGAUCAUCAGAAGCAUACAUCGCCCAAAGAAUCUCAUGUAUUCCGUCUGAAAUUUCUCUUGAUGCAUGGAAAUCUGCAUGGGAGAAAGUUGUGUCGACUUUGCCAAUUCUACGGACACGUGUGGCUCAACUACAGGAGACGCAGUUACAACAAGUCAUUCUCAAGGAAACGAUAAACUGGAGAUAUGAGACCGAUCUUACAAGAUACCUAGAGGCCGACCGUGAAGAAAAAGUUGAGCUUGGAAAAGAACUGGCACGCUACGCUAUCGUCGACAACGCUAGCGACGGUAAGCGCUAUAUGGUGUGGACCAUUCAUCACGUACUAUACGAUGGCUGGUCGGAGCCUCUGGUCCUCCAGGCUGUCAAGGAUGCCUUACAGGGGCGAGAUGUUUCAUUCCAAGCUCAAAUGAAAGAUUAUAUAAAGCAUAUGCUUACUAUUGAUGCUACUGAGAUUGCAGAGUACUGGAGAAAAGAGCUGGACGGAGCUGUGGGGCCCCAAUUCCCAAGAACGCCCUCAAGAGAUUUCCUGCCCAACCCAGACACAAUUGUCGAAAGAAAGGUCGAAGUACCUCGACUAGCGGGAUACGAAAUCACGCUCGCCACUUUGAUCCGUGGUGCUUGGGCUCUUGUUGCCUCACAAUUCACGCAGAGCGAUGACAUUGUCUUCGGCGAAACGCUGACUGGUCGUGAUAUUUCACUUUCAGGCGUUGAGAGCAUCGUGGGCCCGCUCCUGUCAACAGUACCUGUGCGUAUAAAGAUCGACAGAAAUUUAACCGUAAAAUCGUACCUACAGGCGAUACAACAGGGCAUGGUUUCGCGAACGCCAUAUCAGCACAUGGGCUGGCAGAACAUCCGUAAAGUCAGCGCCGAUGCGCAGCGCGCAAGUGAGACUGGGACAGGUCUGGUCGUACAGCCGGACCCAGAGCAUGUCGGAAGCGAGCUUGGCUUCGAACGGGUUGAUGUUGUUCGCGAGGCUUUACAUUUCAACCCUUACCCACUUAUGGUUGCCUUUGGGAUCACGGAGUAUGGUCUAAGAGCUUGUGCCAGCUUCGAUGGUAGCGUGAUCGAGGCAUCCCAGAUGGAGCGCAUGCUUGCUCAGUUGGAAGAAACCGGUACGCAGAUGAUGGAAGACUUGUCACGGAAGAUCAAGGACGUGCCGUGCAUAUCCAAAGCCGAGUUGGACCAGAUAUGGCAGUGGAAUCGAAUCCCACCGCUAUCUUUUGACGGCUCGUCCAACACCUUCUGUGCCGAUGCUGGGAUCCAACCAGGCUCGACAUAUCCACCGGCCGCUGUACCUUGGGUAUGUAACGUGCAAAAUCCAAGUCUGCUGGCGCCAAUUGGAGUUACUGGUGAGCUCUGGUUAGAAGGAAAUUGCCUUGCUGGAGACGUCGUCGCGACCUUUCCGUGGCUGGCGGCCGGAAGCACCAGUCACCGUGGUCGAACAGGCAGGCUACAGGCUACAGGCGAUCUUGUGCAAUGGAAGGCUAAUGGCGACAUUGUCUUUGUCGGUCGCAAAAACAAAUCAUCUCGAGUCAAUGACUACGAGGCCAGAAGAAUGGAGCUUGAGCGUCACGCUGUCGCACAGCUGCCAUCCGAUAUUUGUGUUUCGGUAACAUCGGUCAAUGGCACGGAUAAUCAUGAGUCCAAGUUUGUCAUAGUUGUUGAAGAAACUAUGUCAAAAAGCAGGAAUGUUCGUGUUUCACCAGAGGAACAUUCAAUAAGCAUGGAACAGCCCGAUGAGAAGAACACGAGUGUGACGGUUUGCGCUACAAUAUCGAGCGAUUUGGCGAUAUCUUUGAAGAGACUGGACAAAUCUAUUCAAGAAUCUUUACCUGCCUCUGCUUUUCCAUCAGCAUACCUAAUACUUGACCAUAUACCAACAGAACUUGGUCGGGUGGAUCAUGAUAUGCUUACCCAACUGGUCUCAAAGGUUCCAUUACACGUUCUCGAUCAGCUUCAAAAUGGCCUAAGAGAAGCGUGGUCAAAAUCCAUUCAAACGGAUUUAAGUGCUUCGGAGAACAUACUCAGAGCCGUGUGGUCAAAGGUUCUGAGAAUUCCUGAGAAUGAAAUUGGUGGCGAUGACAACUUUUUCCGCCUUGGUGGCGAUUCGGUGCUCGCGAUGAAGUUGGCGGCAAGUCUUCGAGCGCAGGGCUACAGUCUUACCGUUGCUGACAUCUUCAAACACAUGCGGCUACGAGAUGCUGCUAAGGCAAUGAAAAUCAGGCAGGCAGUUCAGGGUGCCAAUGGUACAUACGAACCAUUUUCCACAAUCCCACAGAGGAACAAAAGCAUUUUGUUGUCUGAGAUUGUCCGGCCUCGUCUUGCAGACAAAGAAUGGACGGUACAAGAUUUGUGUCCGAUUACAGAUUCACAAGCUUUGGACAUACGAGCAACUAUCAAUAUCCCAAGAACGUCAAUACAGUACACCAUGCUGUAUAUGGAUGAGUCCAUCGAUGAAGAAAGGUUGAUCCGCGCCUGUAAGAACCUCGUGAAGACACACGACAUAUUGCGGACCAUCUUCAUCGAGCACGAAUCCUCCUUCUUACAGGUUAUCGUGGAGAACUUGGCUGUUCCAAUGCAGAAAGUGCAGUCGGGGAGAGACAUGGAGACUUUCGUGAAGGAGCUGUGUCAGAAAGACGCCGAGUCCGGAUUUGACUUAGGGUCCCCCUUCUUGAGACUUUUCCACGUUAUCGGCCUUGACGGAAGACACUGCCUCGUCGUUGGUCUGUCACACGCUCAGUACGAUGGCAUAUCCCUUCCUGCGCUACUGCGCGACCUUGAUACUUUGUACUCUGGUGGCCGGGUCACGGAUUUCGAACCAUUCCCGCACUACAUAUCUCGAAUUUUUGAAUCCAACAACGAGGACAAGGCAGUUCGGUAUUGGACCGAUCUUCUCAAGGGUGCUUCGCUGUCAAUGCUGGUAGGAAACUCAAUCCAGGAAACAGACAAGGCAGUAUUUCAACAUGUAUCUGUCGAUAUUUCCGCUCGCCCUGACGGGAUAACGGCUGCGAAUCUACUGACUGCAGCAUGGGCACUGGUUCUGGCUCGACAUCUUCAGAAACGCGAUGUUACAUUUGGUAGCAUAACGUCUGGGAGGAAUAUUGGCUCGACAUUCCUUGAAAACGUUCAAGGACCAUGCUAUCAGUUUACCCCCGUUCGUGUCGUUUUGCAAUCUGACUGGACAGCGCUCGAUCUUCUGCAGCAUGUGCAGCGGCAAGCAACGGAAUCGGCGCCGUAUGACUUCCUAGGGUUCGAAAGAAUAGCAAAGAGGUGUACCAAUUGGUCAUCGGACGCGCGAUUCUUCGACUCCGUUGUGCACUAUCAGGACUGGGAGGACUUUGACGAGAUGGCCUUCGCCGGAAGCUCGUGCAAAGUUGACAUUUUGAACCCUCACGGCGACGCGCCGUGUCCAAUGAAGGUCACCUCAUUCGUUCAAGGUGGACAGACUCAUGUCGGAAUCGUCGGCAGCGAGCGAGAUCCUGUUUUUAUUGACGCGAUUCUGAGUGAGCUUGUGGCUUGUGUGCAGGAGUUGGCUUUGGGGCGACCUGAGGUUCUGGUAGUUUAAAGCAGUGUACGCGCGCGCGCGAGAGAGAGAGAGAGAGAGAGAGAAAGCCGGAGGAGUUUUUUUGGUGUGAUUUCGUCUUGAGCUGGGGGGCAUACUCACUUGUCCUGCGUCCGCAUCUCCUCUCACCACAAACACGUUCGAACCCGUGAGACUCUGCUCAGAUCAGGAGGCCAAGGUCAUCAUUGUUCAAUCGAUGAUGCACUUUUUGGACAGGUUAGGCCAUCGUUCCGUGUAAUACAUUUCAGCGGCCUUUCUCCUAUUGGAACAGGGUUUCAAGUUUCGUAUACUAGAUGGGAAAUUUGAAAUUGGCCCCACUCAGCCGUCCAUGCUCUUUCUGAAUUGAUGUUCAUUUAUUGCUUUGAACUUUCUAACCGUGUAGGCUGGAGAGGGUGGCGAGUGAACUGCGAGAAAACAUGGCGCUGAUCCGGUGUGUGCUUCAGGCACUUAUCAGACAGAUCUUUUGAGCGCUUAAUUCAGGAGCAGCGGCAUCGUUUCAAGCCUUCAC
This is a messenger RNA of Verruconis gallopava, 7056 nucleotides long. RefSeq lists its product as uncharacterized. The transcript is spliced from 2 exons. Gene Ontology annotation, biological process: amino acid activation for nonribosomal peptide biosynthetic process; secondary metabolite biosynthetic process. Gene Ontology annotation, molecular function: phosphopantetheine binding; catalytic activity. The record is from RefSeq and is a predicted model, not a curated record. Bases 282 to 6551 code for a protein of 2089 amino acids. NCBI's taxonomy places the organism in Eukaryota, Fungi, Ascomycota, Dothideomycetes, Venturiales, Sympoventuriaceae. Gene Ontology annotation, cellular component: cytoplasm.